CCCGAUUUCGUUUCGUGUCGUGUAUUUUUAUCGUGUCGUGUCAUAAAAAUGACACCAAAUCCACUCAUCCACACUUCAGAUCAAUGGUGCAAUUUCCAGGGGACCGAUGGCUGAAAGUACUUGGAAGUCAGCUGGAAGAAUAAUAGGACGACUUAGAAACUCUUUGUUUUGUGUGGCUGUGGUGGAUUGCGCUAAUUCUUCCUUAAUUAUCUAAAUGACACCCCUACUAAUAAGGUUAUAAUUCUUGGUCAACUCUACUUUGUGCUAUGUAAGUUCCAGGGGAAAGGUACUGGGGGAGGCCACCAAAUCCACUCAUCCACACUUCAGAUCAAUGGUGCAAUUUCCCAGAACCGAUGGCUGAAAGUACUUGGAAGUCAGCUGGAAGAAUAAUAGGACGACUUAGAAACUCUUUGUUUUGUGUGGCUGUGGUGGAUUGCGCUAAUUCUUCCUUAAUUAUCUAAAGGCCGUUCUUAUUCCUAAUUUCCCAGAAACUGCAAAGGAGUUCUCCUCGUAUAUAGGAGCAAAAGUACCACUUACAUCUAAAUAUCUAAUAGGAGAUAUAUCAUCUCUUAUAUUCGAUUCUUCCUUCCACCAGAAAAGCAAGAAUAACGUUUAGUACUACUGUACUAGUAUCUGGUCUGAAGAUGACUUCCAUUGGUAUAGGUUUGAUCGUGCUUACUGAUCACAGAAAGUUAUAUGAGCUGAUACCAGAACAUGUUAAGAAGACAUGGAACGACUGUGCACUUCAGGGACUUAUUUUGAUCAGCAUUGCUUCACAGAUUAUCUUAGUUUUCCUAGGCAAACUUCGGAAACACAAUCCAAGAACUCGAAUCAGAAUCAGUCUCUGGUGUGCCUACUUACUCGCAAAUGCAGUUGCAACAGCAGCUCUUGGUGUCAUCACCCGAACUGCCUUAGAUGUAUGCACACUUUCCAAGUAUCAAAAACUGAACACAAGCGAACUCAAGUCUUUUUGGGCACCAUUUCUCCUUCUUCACCUCGGUGGUCCAGACACAAUUAGCGCCUACUCUCUGGAAGACAAUGAGCUUUGGUUAAGACACUUGGUGGAACUGGUGUUUCAGUCAGGAGUUGCAAUAUAUAUCCUCUUGUUGUCGUGGCCAGGUUGUUCUCAUCUCCCGCUGCUAAGUGUAGUGGUUUAUGUAGCGGGAUUCAUCAAGAUAUAUGAACGUGUUCAGGCUCUUAGGUUAGCAAACACUGAGCAUCUCCGAGACUCGAUGCUUGGUUCUCCUGACCCAGGUCCCAACUACCCAAAAACUCUUGAGGAAUUCCUCCUGAAAAAGUCGCAAGGGUUUGCUAUGAAAGUCGAUGUGGUCCCUGAGGGCCCUCCUCCAGUAAACGAUGAUGCAUUUCCUGUAGGUCGAAGUGAGGUAAUCUCCAAAGCUUAUGAUCUGUUCCAAAUUUACAAGCGGAUCUUUGUUGACCUGAUCCUCGCAUUUGAAGAUAGAGAUAGUAGUCAAUCGUACUUUAAACGUCUAAAGUCUAGUGAAGCUUUCUCUGUUAUUGAGAUCGAACUUGGGUUCGCGUAUGACAUGCUUUACACCAAGGCGAGUGUUGUAUACACCUUUGUGGGUUUCCUAUGUCGUGUUACUAGUGUUAUCCUCGUUGUCAUGGUACUGGUGGGCUUCAGUUUUCUCUGUGAUAGGGAAGAUUAUCGAAUCACUGAUAUUGUUAUUACAUACCUAAUAAUUGCAACAGCAGUUAUAAUGGAAAUUUUUGCAGCUAUUACCAUGUUGCGCUCCGACUGGACUGAUCACUGGUUAAGCCAAAAGAACUACACUCGGAAUAUCCUCGUAUUUCCAUUCUUGAAGAAUCCGAGUAAACCACGAUGGUGCAACUGUAUUGGACAGUUAGACCUGCUGAGUGUCUCCCUUGAGGAGAAGCCCCCUAGUUUUUUACAAGCUCAGAAACUCCUCGGGAUAGAUAAGUAUCGCACAAAUCACCGUUACAAGACUUACAGCGAAGUUUCUGACAAACUAAAAGAUCUGAUUAACCGUCAAUUUCUUGAUUUUAUGAAAGACAACACUGAUCCGAAAUCAUUAUGUAGUCACAAAGGUCUUUGCUAUUACUCAGAGCCUGAUGAUGAUAAAGAUGAAGCUGACAGUGAUGUCUGUCGUACGGAAAGCAAACAUAUAUCUGACUAUCUGCUGUAUCUUCUCACCACAUACCCUGUUAUGUUACCAAUAGGAAUUGGGAUGAUCAGGUAUCGAGACACUUGUGCUGAAGCCACGCGUUUCUUCAAAGAAAAAGAACCUAUUAAUGGAAAGGUUGAAGCAUCCAGAAAAUUGCUUGAAGUUAAAUGCACUGAAUUGCCUCCAUAUAAAGUGAAGGGGGAUCGAUCCAAAUCUGCCUUGUUUGAUGGUUGCAGACUCGCCUUAACUUUGAGAAAUAUGGAAAAGAAAGAAAUGUGGAAAGUCAUGAGUCAAGUAUGGAUUGAGAUUCUAGCUUAUGCUGCUACUCACUGCAGAGGGUUUCAACACGAGCAGCAGCUUCGUAAGGGGGGUGAGUUUCUGACUCAUGUUUGGCUUCUAAUGGCACACUUAGGUAUCACAGAACAGCUUCAGGUAUCUCAAGGUCAUGCUAGAGCCAGGUUCAAUGUGUCAUAG
Messenger RNA from Lactuca saligna, 2621 nucleotides. NCBI's taxonomy places the organism in Eukaryota, Viridiplantae, Streptophyta, Magnoliopsida, Asterales, Asteraceae. The record is from the annotation of a GenBank genome assembly.